AUGCAUACAUUACUCAGGCAACGGUAAACAGCCCUUCAAUUCCCUCUUCGAUCGUCGGUUUUUACUCGAAACAAAAAAUUGUUCGAUCAAUUUUCGCAAAAAUUUUUUUUUCGUCCGAUCGAAUUUCACAAAAGUCGAAGCUUUAUGAAUUAUGUGCGCAAUAAAUAACCUUGUUUUGUCGCGUCGAGUGCAAGAAUUCACGCGAAAAUGAAAUGUAAAUCUCGUCGAUUUCAGCGCAUUUCCCCCGUGGUUGUUCCCUUCUUUCUCCCCGUUAGCGCCUGGUGCUGAAAGCACCGCAAACACAUAUCGGACUGCAGGAUUUGAUGUAUUGUUCAGCUUGGAUGCAUUCGUAAAUCGUAAUAGUAAGUUUUUCCGAGAUUUUUUGAUUUUUUUCUGAUUUUAGGUAGUAAAUUUAUGUUAUUCUUGAUGAAGAGGUGGUAAUUGAAGGAGUUUUGACGGGGGAAAAUAGGUAGAGCGGUGACUGACUGUUCUCGAAGUUAUAAUGCAGAUAAGAAAUUUGUUUUUCAAACCCUUGAUUGAUUUUAUAUUGUUGUAGGUAUCAAAGUUGCUAAAUUAAUUUGUGAAGCUGUAGAUCAAUAUUUUAGGCAAAUUUUUAAUGUGAUACUUUAGACAUAGCUCUAUCUUGCUGUUCACAUUUAUUUGUCCUCAGAAUUCCUUCAAUAACAUCUCUUUUUCACCUAAAACAUUCCACUUGUUGUCUAGUGUAAUAUAAAUUCAGUUUUCCUUUCAGAUAAUAAGUAUGAAGAUAUUUUGGGAAUCCCAAUGUUGGCCGGGCUCCUCAGUGGGUCCGUCUCAGAUCACUUCCCUGUGUUGGAUGCCGUUGCCCAAUAA
Molecule: messenger RNA, 852 nt
Organism: Bursaphelenchus xylophilus (pine wood nematode)
Lineage: Eukaryota; Metazoa; Nematoda; Chromadorea; Rhabditida; Aphelenchoididae
Source: the annotation of a GenBank genome assembly